UUUUUUUGUGUUUUAUUCCCCGCAAAACACCAUAAUUUGAUCAUUUAAAGUUGACCAGACUCAACUUUUUAGGUGUGAGGAAUCCGGAAGGAACAAGUUCUUCAAAGCUUUCAAUCGAUCUUCAGGGAAAAAGCAGCAGAUUGAUCCGUGGAGAUUGACAACAUGUCAGGUGCUAGAAAAAAGAGGAAACCCAAAGAGCAACAAACAUUUGCGAGUGCAGCAGGACAGCAGAGCAGUGAGACUGCAGGUGAGGAUGAAGAGAAGCUGUCUAAGCACAGAGAUGGAGCCAAGAAUAGGCAUGGACAGUCACAAGUCUGCACAGCAACCAAAGACACACUUUUCUCUCAGAAGACAGCUCAACCUCCAAUGCAUCCAUUUUCACUGCAGAGGGUCUUCGGGAUGAAUCUCACCCUUCCUGUUGUUAGUCUGCAAGACCAGAGCCAGCAUAUUUUCCUGUAUGGUGUAGGUCAUUUUGGGAUCAUAUUCAAUCACACCACAGAUUCCCAGCACAUUCUGCAGGGUCACUCUUCUUCCAUCUCAUGCAUGUGCGUGACUGAGAACAGACGCUGGAUUGCAACAGCAGACAGUGGCUCACCGAGCAUGGUGAUUAUAUGGGAUUCCUACUCUGGGAUUCCUGUGAAAACAUUGUUUGAUUGCCACCCUGCCAGCGGUGUCGCUGCUGUGGCUUUUUCAGGUGACGCAAAAUACCUGGCAACCCUUGGGAGAAAUGGAUGUCAGAGUAUUUGUAUAUGGGACUGGACCAGCGAUGCACAAAAGCCCCUCUACUGUACUGAACUUAAUCCAAAACUUGGUUUUCAAGAUUACAUCACCUUUAACCCAAAUGACAGCACUCAGGUUUUCAGCGUCGGUGAAAGUCACAUGUUCAUCUGCAACAGAACCAGCGGAAACAAAGAAUCCUUGGCAUUGAAGACAAAAAGUUUCAUGAGUCCAGCUGAUUCCAAAGUAUUUGCUCAGCCUUCUCCAUAUCCGAGUAUGUGGGUUUACAGUGCUGACAGGUUUCCCAGUCGUACUACGUUUGACUGGAGAAAUCAUCGGCUCCUGAAAGCCAUAGCCAACUGCAUUGUGGUGUGGACCAUCAAUGAAGUCUCGCAUGUCAGGAAAAUCUCCACAAAAGAACCGAUCACUGUUCUCACAACACAUGAUGGCUAUGUUGUAACAGGUGACAUGAGAGGUGAAAUCCGGUUUUAUGAUAAAGACUUCACCGUUGUCAGCUGUUGUGAAGAUUUCCACCUGGAUCCAAUCGUUUCUAUAUCCUUUUCAAAAGAUAUACCUAUGCCGGCCUAUCGGGAGGAGUGCACUCUGGAGGAAAAACCCCUAGUUAUCAGGAAUUUUCUUGUUUCCACUGUCAGUUUCAAAGUCAUACAUGUGAACACAUCUGGUGGCACUCAGACUCUUCUACAGAAUGAUGAUGCCCCUCUCCAUGCAGUGGCAUGUCAUCCCUCCCACCCAACUGUAGCCUUGGGCAACCAACGUGGCGUUUUGAAACUAUGGGAUCAUAACCAGAAAUUAAUCUCUGGCAUAAGGGUCUUUGAAGAAGAGAAACAUAUAAACUGUGUUGCUUUCGACCCAAAAGGAAGAUUCUUGGCAGUGGGCUUUGGGACUGGAGCUGUUUACAUACUGGAUGCCUGCACUUUGCAAAACAACCCUGACGAAUGCUUCCACUGUGCCACAGACAGCAUCGAUCUGAUCACUUUCUCUUCAGACUCCCAAUACCUUGCCACUGCUGAUGUCGGUAAAGCAGUGACCGUCUUCUGCUCCCAGACAAACAAAGACGCAUCUCCUCAGUGGAUGUACCUGGGCAGGUACUGCUAUCACAACAAGCCCAUUAAAGACCUUCUUUUUGGGGUUCAUCUAGACAGCGCCCAACCAAGACUGCUGUCCCUGGGAUCAGACCGCCAACUGGUGGAGUACGAUCUGAAAAACAGUCACAAGGACAAGCUCCUCCUCCUUCGCUCUGAGCGCAUUGAGCAAAGUGCGGUGCCACAGUGCAUAGUAUGGCAUCCACCUCUCAACGCAGAGGAGCUCCUUCUCGUUGCAUCGGACCAGUACAAGAUGAAACUUUUUAACAGCAAAACACUGACAUGCAGAAAGACUCUUCUUGGCCCAACAUACGGUUCUCCAAUUAAGCAAAUCUUGGUUCUUCCCAAAUCAAAAGAUGCUCAGAUGAGCUCAUAUCAUCUUGCAUUCAUCACAGAGGACAAGUUGGGUCUUCAGAUUUUGCCGUUGGAUGGGAACCCCUAUAAAUCCACCGCUUUGAUUUGUCAUCCCACCGGUGUCUCUUCAUUUGCCUGCUCCUAUGAUGGAAAGUUUCUCUUUACAGCAGGAAGAUCUGACAGUUUAGUCAUGUCAUGGAGGGUGAACUUAGACGUACUGCAUGCAGCCACUGCCCUGGGUGGAAAAGACAUGGAGCCUUUUUAUUCAAUGCUCGAUGGUGGAAGAGAUGGCAGGUUUUACAGGGAGAUGGAGGACUUUUUCUAUUACUGUAUAAUCCGUCACCAAGGUGCUGCAGUACUGAAGAGACCGAAUGUGUGUGCCAAAAUUCCUCUGUCGGAUAUUCCUGAUCUAGUGAGAGCUUUGGGACACUUUCCUACAGAAAAAGAGUUAGAAGACAUGCAAAAUGAGAUCAAAUUCAGCCAAUUUGCUGAAACUGGAAAACAUGUGACUGACAUUGGCCUGGAGGAGUUCAUCAAGCUGUACAUCAACCAUCGGCCAGCCUUUGGGAUCUCCAGUGAGGAGCUUGUUCAAGCUUUUCAUGUCCUUGGUAAAAAGGAAGGGACAGAGGUGCCUGUUCUUCUGAAAAAUGAUCUGCUCGAACUUCUACAGGCUGAAGGAGAACACAUGACAGAAAAGGAGGUAGCAGAGUGUUUUGCUACCCUUUUGCAGGUCAAUAAAAAUGAAGGAGAAGAAGAGACACACUGUGAAGGGAAUAUUAUCCCAGAAGAGAUAUCUGCAGAGACAUUUACAGAUCACAUCCUUGGCCUGCCAUUUCGAAACGCACAGAGCACUUCCCCUUCAGAAUGAUGACAUCAACAUCCUGCCAGCUCGUCAUGGAGACGAUGUCCUCAUGGAAAAAAGGAUACCUCUUAAAACUAUUUUAUCAUUUAUGUUCUUAUUUUGAUAUGAAAUGUUUAUAUAUGUACUGAUUUAAAAGAAUGACCUUUCAUUUUGAUGCCUUCUUUGAGCAAAAAUGGUUGACUCCAACUAGUUUGAAACUUAUGUGUCAAAACAUGUAAGUAUAGCAAAAUAUUAUUUUCUUAGAGUGUUUAAAUGUUGAGCCUAGUUUAGUUUAAAAAAAA
Messenger RNA from Cyprinodon tularosa, 3317 nucleotides. It is a transcript of the gene cfap251, whose product is annotated as cilia and flagella associated protein 251. The record is from RefSeq and is a predicted model, not a curated record. Lineage: Eukaryota; Metazoa; Chordata; Actinopteri; Cyprinodontiformes; Cyprinodontidae. The coding region runs from base 163 to 3042 and encodes 959 amino acids. The transcript is spliced from 21 exons. Gene Ontology annotation, cellular component: sperm flagellum. Gene Ontology annotation, molecular function: protein binding.